CACCGUCUGGAUUCGUGUCUCUUCCUCUCUUUUUCUCAUUCUCCUCCUCAGGGGGGCACUGCUCCUACCAUGUCGAUUGGUAGACACUUACAAAUGUUACUAUUUUGAGAGACUCGCUGUGUGCGCAGUAGCAAAUAAGAGAAAGAGAGAGGGAGACCGGAGAUUUUGGUCUCUUUAUUUUUUCAUUUCUCUGUAUAAUGAGUGCUUUGCAUUUAAGAGACUGAUGGCGCAAGGGGAGACUCAAACCCGCAGGUGAUGCCAAGCUGUGUCAUAGCAUCCAGGUCGCAGUGAGUCCAGACACCAAGUCCACAGGUUGGUGAAGCAGUUUUGCGGACCAGCACCAGAAAGCUCCAAAAACCAUUAGGCGAGACCAAGGCACAGGAAGGAACCAUGGCGACUUUCGGUAAACUCACAGAAUACUUUAAUCGGCGUAAAUCUCGUGAGGAACUGCGAGUCGGCAGGAGCUCGCGGAGGAGUGGCAGUUACUGCUGUUCAGUGGCAGAGGCCAGGUCGCUGGAAAGGAAGCUGCAAAGACCCAUCCUGGCCAAAUCUCGUACUCUACCCAGCAUCCCCCAAUCUCCGCGGGUUUCCAGAGUCCAUCAUUCUGACCUCAUUGGUGGAAGUCCUCCUCGCAGAAAGAACUCACCCACUGCCAGCAGCCCAAAAGCAUGCACACUGCCACCUGCUGGCGAACUGUGGCGUUUGGAGGAUGACAUGGAGGCUGAAGAUGAGCCGGGGCGCGGGGAAGCCAGACCUCGCUCCCAAUCGCCCUUUUCUCACUUCCGGGCACGCACCGCAUACCUCCGUAAGAGCUUCUCGGCCGACAACCACCUGGACAUGAGCUGCGACUACGCCUCGGGGAAUGCGGUGGAUGAUAAACCUACCCGCAGCAGUAAGACCAAGCUGAAACGAAAAUUUAGUCUGGGCUCGGUUGAUCGCAAGGAACAUCAACACAAAAAGUCAGAGUUUGGAAUCUCCAAGUUUACUCAUCGUCUCUCCCUGAAAGAACGUCCAGCCAAAGCCGAGAAGCCCCCGUCUGAAAGAGUGCAUUCCUACAGGCGACGCUCGCUUAGUGUUGAUUGGGCUGAUUCAUCCAAGAUGACGCAGCCCAUGAGGGGCGACCAGGCCCACCAGCCGACCCCGGCUCGUAAGUCAGCCAGCCUGUCCUCGCCAAGUGCGGCUCGCCGCCUGUACCGCAACUUGUCUGGAAAGUUCCGUGUUAGCACCAACCCCUCUGCCUUGGAGGACAGCGUGGUGUCGGGACGGGGAGGAGACAAGGAGAGGUUGCGCAAAACCACUGUAUUCCAGGGCAAUGAAGCGCUGUUUGAAGCAGUGGAGCACCAGGAGUUGGACUUGGUGCAGUUGUUGCUCUCCCAGUACAGCUUAGAGGAGCUGGACCUCAACACACCGAACAGUGAAGGCCUCCUGCCACUUGACAUCGCCAUCAUGACCAACAAUGUGCCCAUGGCAAAACUUUUACUCCGGGCUGGUGCAAAAGAAAGUCCCCACUUUGUAAGUUUGGAAGGCCGAGCAGUCCAUCUGGCCACCUUAGUGCAGGAGGCCGAGCAACGCGUGUCGGAGCUUCAGACCCAAGUUGGCGGCGAAGUUCCCGGAGAACGGGAAGGAUCGGACCGAGAGAGGCAACUGAAGGCUUGGGAAUGGCGGCUGAGGCUCUUCAGACGCAUGCAGACAGGCUUCGAGCAUGCAAACCCUCCGAACACGCCGAGUGCAGCACGCUUGUCUGUCAGCAGCAGCACCAGUCUAACCGUUGAUUUCCAGGAACCUCAAUGUGUCAACUCGGCUGUGGUUACCAAAUACAAAGUGAGCUGGGGCGCCACGCCUUCUAUCAGCUCUGUGUUGGGAGAGGCAGUGGUUGAAGACGCCACUGUGCUGCAGUACAACAUUACUGGACUCACCUCUGGGACUCCAUACUAUGUUCAAGUGUCGGCCUAUAACAUGAAGGGAUGGGGACCAGCCCUCGCUUCGACACCAGCCUGUGCUGCUCCUUCCAGUUGGAGGGACGUCGAUGGCCGUGCCCCCCGGCAAAGAGGCCAGAAGGAGGUUCUGGACCAGCUGCUUGCCCAAAUAAAAGAUGCCCAUCAGAGCUGUGUCUGCCACGAACAUUGCAAAGCACCGGCGCAAGGGAGAAAACACUCUGUGUCCAAAAGCCUGCGUCAUCUAUUUCAACCCAACAGCAAAUUUGUCAAAAGUUUGAAAAGAGGACUUUAUCUGACGUCCAUCUUCUACCGAGAUGACAGCGUCUUGGUGACCCCUGAGGACCAGAUUCCCAUUGUAGAAGUUGAGGAUUCCUACCCCAGCUCCUUGAUGCAGGACUUCCUCUGGUUUACAAAGGUAUCCUACUUGUGGGAGGAGAUUGCCUGGCUCCAACAGUGUCUCAACCCCACUCAGUCAGCUUGUUCGUGCACCCUGCAAACCCGCCUCAAGAUGCUCCAAGCUAUUUCUCAUCUCCAGGGUAUGCUAGGAACGCAAGACUUGGGCCAAGUGUAUUUCGAGCCUAUCAAAGACAAGCACGGUAAUGCCCUCCUGGUGCUCCUGAAGGACAUGAACUCCUCUGCCAACCCGGACGGCAUGCGCUGGAUGCAGCUUUGCAAACUGCAGCUCCAACGAAAGUCCAUUUCCUCGCCUGAGGAGCCUACCGCUCUGGACAUGCUCCUCAUCACCCUGCAUGAGAAGCUUGCUUAUCACCGACGCAGCAGGAAGCUCUUGUCUCCUGGCUUAUAUCUGGGAUAUUUGAAGCUGUGUACCUCUGUGGAGCAAAUCAGAGCACUGGUGCCACAGAAGCUCCCAAACGUCCUCUGUCACACCAAGAUACGAGACAACAAUAAUGUCUCCAGUGAGGAGUGGCAAUUGCUGCAGGCCCUCAACUCCCUGGAGGAGCCAAUGGAAACGGAGCCCGGCAGCAUUCAGAGUGGCCCGCGUCCCCUCCUUCACGACCUGUGUAGCGCCAUCAAGGAUCUGAUCGCCCACAUUAAUGUCCCAGGCAACCAGACGCAGGACUUCCGAAUCUACACCCAGGAAGUGUUGGAAUUCGGAGACAAGGUGUCCUUCCUCCUUCUCUUACCUCCGUGCGAUGAAGUGUGCACCCCUCCGGGUCAGAACAAUCCCUACUCUCCUCGCUCCGGCUUCCUUACGCUGCCCUUGCAGAUCUUUGAACUGGUCCACUUUAACGCCUAUUGCCCCGGUUUCAUCGGCCAGUACUGCAGAGUAUCUGCUUUGCUGGAGCUGGAGUCGCUCAUGUCUCAACAAGCCUUGAGGGAGGCUUUCUCUGAAGAAGAGCUCACCAAUGCCAAAAAGAAGCACCAGCAGCUGCAAGAACAUAUACAACAAAUGGAGGAAGUGUGGCGUGAUGCCAGGUGGAUCAUGGAGGCCUUACAGUACGCACGCUACAAACAGCACACCGGAGGCAUUUCCAUAAGCGGCUUGAUCGACUUGUCAAAGGAAGUGGUGCCAGACAAGCCCGCGUCCACUUCCUCCCAGCCUGACUUCAUGCCCUCGCCCUUACCUUCACCAGAACGUUGCCGCAAGCACUCAGACUUUGCAGGCCUGUCAGAUGAGGAGGGCUCCUCAGAGGUCUUCCUAACAACCGACAGCGACUACGAUUCCAGUCGAGCCCAGAGCCCUCGCGAGCUGGACCUGCUGCCCCCGUCCCCGCUUUCUACCUCGGCGCCCCCAGAGCCCCGCGGCUUCCUCCGCAGCGACGGCAGCGGCUCUGGCGUCGGACUCGGUCGAGGCGGACAAGGAGCCCUGAGGGACUCCACUCCUGACGUCCUGCGGGCCUCAGAACAGCAGCGCGGCCGUGAAUUGGGGAGGUGCAGCGAGGGUGUCUGCUGCGGGGUCGAACGCCGACGUGGGCCACCCGAGCUUUUUGACAGCGACUUCAUCCUGCCGAGUCGGCAGAUUGAACUGCUGCACAUUACCGAAAAACGGCAGGCUUUCUGCGUGCGCACGAGUAGUCUGGAGUUCCCCUCCACCACAUCCGCCAACCAUCAGUCGUACUCCCGCCGUGCUUCUUCGCCACAGCGACAUUGGCACAGGCCCUCAUCGGUGGACCGUUGCUGUAUGGCAGAACACAGGUCACAACGAAGCCCGCCGGCCAGAACGCUAUCGGAAGACAGCGGUACCCAGCGGCUCUCUUCCCCGAGGCCGGCUGCCCACAGGAAAGGCUCCCACGCCACGCUCAGAGUGUACCCACAGUACCGCACAGGGCUCCCCAAGGAAACUAGUGUCAAGCUGUGUGUGACUCCUUGUACAUCGGCGGGUGAGAUGGUCCGUUUGGUGGUUCAGGAGAUGAACCUGGUGUCUCAGCAAAUGCUCGGCGGCGGCGAUCCGGAUCAGGACGCCUUCUACGGCCCUGAACAGUUGAAGCACUUUGGCCUUGUGCUUGUGGUGGACGAACGGGAAAAGUGGCUGCAGGACGACUUUUGUCCCUUGGAGCUGCAAAACCCCUGGCUGAGGGGUAAGUUGUGCGUACGUAUUAAGGCCUACUCGCCCCUCGCUCUCAAACACGGCCUGGCCACCACGGUGUGACUCAUUUGGUGGAAAGACAGUGUUACUUCAAAUGGCUUUGAAAGUGAAUGAUUAAAAGCUUCUCAUGGGAAAAUCCUCUAUUCUGAGUUUUGAAAACGACACAGGCUUCUAUUUGAGACUUUUUUCCUGUAGCCUUGUCAUUCCGAAGCAUCCAGUCAACACACUGUAGCUCCAACGUCAGAUUUCGUGAAAAUAACAAGCUCCAACCAGCAGAAUUUGCAUUUUUAAAACAACAAGCAAUACUUCUUCCAAGAAUUGUGCUGACUGCAUCUUCAUAAAGUACUUGUCAUUCUGUGCUCAAAAGUGGAACAGUUCAGUGUUUUGCUGUUUUUAUAGUACCCACAAUGCACCGUGAAACGGUGCUUAUCCUUCCUCACAAAAAGAUGCGCAAAAAAGCGUGAAAAGGAAUCCCAACAAUGGACUUAAAAGGUGCUUUUCUUUUCAGAGGGGUGAAAAAACGAACUUUUUCUGGGACAAACCACGACAUUCUCCACAUUCUGUUUAAACGUCUUGCUCAGAUCUAAGUUUUUCUUUCGGGACACAUUUUAGUCAAAAAGAGACUGUUUCGUGCUCUGCAUAAAUAAUUGUAGCAGGAUGAAAACGUUACCAUGACAACCUCUGUCGCUCACACGAGGAAAGUGUUUACAAAGUUUACUAAAAGAACAAAAUAUGUGCUUUUGUGCUCCUACUGUGUUAAAAAAGAAAAAGUUUCAAUUGUGUAUUAGAUUUUAAGGAUGGCUUAUUUUCCUGUGUUAGCGCUUAACAUCUUUUAUGUUGUUUAAAGUGUUGUUUUUUUUAAUGAGUGCCACAUGCAGGAAAAAAAAUAAUACUGUGGAAAACUUUGUAAAUAGAAGAGCAGGUGUUGAAUGUAUUGUGUGGAUGGAGGAGUGCGUCCGCAACGUGUUUACAAGGCGCAACAAGGAAAAGUCAUGAAGGAGACAUUACGUCACUUUUUUGGGAAAAUCUAUUUUUAUUGAACAAUAAAUGAAUAUGACAAAGGAAUGUCUAUUGUUUUUUUUUCUUCAAGAAAGUUACUAACCUUAAGUUUAUUUAUUAAAUUGUAUUAACUCUUAGGCUGCCAUUUGGAUGUACUGGCCGCAAAUGAUCGCUGCCCAACGGAUUGGACGUCUAUCACCGUCAGUGGAAGGGAAUGGGUUAAAAUGCCAAUCAUAGACUUCACUAUCAGAAUAUCAAUAUUUUCAAAACCAAAGCCGCUAGCGACCUAAAACCUAAACCUUAGGCAUAUAUGAGUCUCCAUGAGCAGCGACAUAAAAAAAAUUCAAAGUCGCUCCCUCAUAAAAUCCCAAUUAUUUUUUUAAUAGUAUAACAAAACUUGAAAUGGCUAUAAAAUUCUCAAAUCUAAAACCACCAAAUGCAGAGAUAAUCACCUAUAUUUUCAGGAACAAUAGCAAUAAUAAACAUAUAAGUUUUUGCCCCCAAAAAAAUGUUUUUGUUUAGUGCAGGAUUUCAGCAGCUAAUAACUCACUAUAUUUUCACAUCAGAAUCUAAACACUUGAGGAAAGCAUGCAGAAUCAUCUUAAUUUUACCCAACAAAAGCACAAUUUGCAUUUUUCUAUAUACAAUCACAGCUUAUUUAGGUUAAAUUCCGAUGUU
Molecule: messenger RNA, 6162 nt
Organism: Corythoichthys intestinalis (scribbled pipefish)
Lineage: Eukaryota; Metazoa; Chordata; Actinopteri; Syngnathiformes; Syngnathidae
Gene: ankfn1b
Product: ankyrin repeat and fibronectin type III domain containing 1b
Exons: 23
Coding region: 391-4548 (1385 amino acids)
Biological process (GO): regulation of establishment of bipolar cell polarity; establishment of mitotic spindle orientation; signal transduction
Cellular component (GO): spindle
Molecular function (GO): protein binding
Source: RefSeq, a predicted model, not a curated record